This is a messenger RNA of Juglans regia (Persian walnut), 1614 nucleotides long. Its product is annotated as anthocyanidin 3-O-glucosyltransferase 2-like. The transcript has a single exon. The record is from RefSeq and is a predicted model, not a curated record. Gene Ontology annotation, molecular function: UDP-glycosyltransferase activity. Bases 73 to 1512 code for a protein of 479 amino acids. NCBI's taxonomy places the organism in Eukaryota, Viridiplantae, Streptophyta, Magnoliopsida, Fagales, Juglandaceae.
GGCGAUAAGAGGCAAAGGCACUAGGCAGGCGUCUCGUCGUAGACUAGUUACUUCUGUUUUAAUUUGUGCAAGAUGAAGAGAGCAGAGCUUGUGUUCAUCCCUGCCCCUGGAAUGGGUCACCUCGUAUCCACACUCCAGUUUGCAAAACGUUUACUUGAUCGAGAAGACCGUUUUUCGAUCACGGUUCUCGUCAUUAACGCGGAGUUUGGACCCACCAACCAUGGGCUCGUACAGUCGAUUGCUGCCUCCGACACCCGUGUAAGAUUUAUUCAUCUUCCUCAAAUAGAUCCUCCCCCGAAAGAGCUUUUCUUUAGGUCCGUUGAGAAAUUCGUCACCGAUUUCAUAGAGAAAUACAGAAGUCAUGUCAAAGAAGCUAUCAUCAACCAUGUGUUAUCCGCUUCGCUUCCACUUGCCGGGUUGGUGGUCGAUAUGUUCUGCUCCUCCAUGAUUGAUGUGGCUCACGAGCUUGGUGUCCCGUCUUAUGUCUUCUUCACUGCUAAUGCUGCCAUUUUUGGCUUCAUGCUCUACCUUCCAACCCGGCUUGACCAGGUCCGCAUUGAGUUUAGGGAAAUAGAUCCCGAGUCAGUCAUUCCGAGUUAUGUCAACCCAGUUCCUCCAGGUGCUUUGCCUUCAUUUGCGCUCAACAAGGAAGGUGGGCACAUCUCCAUGGCAAAUCAUGGUAGAAAGUACAAAGAGGCCGAUGGUAUUAUUAUCAACACGUUUUCUGAGCUGGAAUCUCAUGCGGUAAGCUCCUUUUUUAACGGAAUUAUACCUCCGAUUUACACAGUGGGACCGAUUAUUGACCUCGAGGGUAAGACGCCUUCAGGAGAUAAAGAGGCCAAGCAUGAGGAGAUAAUGAAGUGGCUUGAUGAUCAACCUCCAUCAUCAGUGGUUUUCUUAUGCUUUGGAAGUUUGGGAAGCUUUGGAGAACCCCAAUUGAAAGAGACUGCCCUUGGGCUCGAGCGGAGCGGCCACCGGUUUCUGUGGUCAGUACGUUUGACAUCUCAAGAUGAUAACUUAGCCAAACCUACUGAUGCCCAGAAUCUCGAGCAAAUCUUGCCACCAGGAUUCCUGGAAAGAACAAGAGGCAUUGGAAUGAUAUGUGGGUGGGCUCCACAAGUGGAGGUCCUUGCCCACAAAGCUAUCGGAGGGUUUGUGUCCCAUUGUGGGUGGAACUCGAUCUUGGAGAGCCUGUGGCAUGGUGUACCUAUUGCUACUUGGCCUCUUUAUGCGGAACAGCAAACCAAUGCAUUCCAGAUGGUGAGGGAUCUGGGGUUAGCAGUGGAGUUGAAAAUUGAUUACAGGCUUGGUAGUAGCAUGCUUGUGAUGGCCGAGGAGAUAGAGAAGGCGGUGAGAUGUUUGAUGGAAGCUGAUAGCGAGGUGAGAAAGAGGGUCAGAGAGAUGAGUGAAAAAAGCAGAGAGGCUGUAAUUGAAGGUGGAUCUUCAUAUGCAUCACUGGGUCGGCUGAUUGAGGCUAUAAUGGCAAACAAUACAGCAUCUGCGAGGAAGUGAGUGAAUUGCUGCAUGUUAAGGAAUUUCAAUGUUUGAAAGUUCUAUAGUGUUGUAUCCAUUCAUUGAAUAAAUAUAAUGAUCUUUCAAAAUGCGUUUGAAUAA